AUGACUACUCAGCAAUAUCCCUGGCCGAAUGGCAAGCGUGCCUGUAUCAGCUUGACCAUGGACAACAUGGGCGAAGCCGCAGAUCUGAACCGCGGUCUCUGGCCCAAAGACAAGCCCAUAGGCUCGCACUUCUCAGUCACUGAGAAGCUACCUCUGAUGCUCGAUAUACUCGACAAAUACCACCUCCCGGCCACUUAUUUCGUCGAGGGCUGGAACUGCCCCAUUUACUCGGACACGAUCAAGCAUGUGCAAAGUCGAGGUCAUGAGAUUGGAUUUCACGCAUAUCAGCAUGAAGUGUGGAAGAAUCUUGAUGCUGAGACGGAGAUUGGAAACCUGAACAAAAGUGUCGAGGGUGCGGAGGCCAUUGGGGUACAUUACAAGGGCUUUCGACCACCGGGAGGGUUAGUCACUGAACGUACACUGAAUCUGAUGAAACAGAAAGGAAUGAACUACCUCUCUCCUGCAGCAGAUCGUCCAGCUUUGGUGGAUGGCGUCGCAAUGGUACCUUUCCAGUGGGAAAGCAUUGAUGCGUACUUCUACAUGGCCUCGACGGCUGCAUUGAGAAAAGGCAAAGGCGAUACCGAGGAGCCAUUAUCCCCGCAAGUGCUGAAGGACCGUUUGUUCAGAAGGAUAGAUGAAGUCGUAGGAGAGGGGGGAUAUCUGGCCUUGCUCUUCCAUCCUUUCUUGCAAACAGAAGAUGAGAAGUUAAAGGUCAUGGAAGAAGUGCUUGAACAUUUGGCGAGCAAAAAGGAAAACACCUGGUUAGCUCAAUGUAAGGACGUCGCAAAUUGGAUUCAUGAGAAUCCAGGAGCAUUUGGCAAUGAUCCAGGCUGGGACAAAGCGGAGUGGAAGAAGAACUAG
Messenger RNA from Aureobasidium subglaciale EXF-2481, 861 nucleotides. RefSeq lists its product as uncharacterized. Lineage: Eukaryota; Fungi; Ascomycota; Dothideomycetes; Dothideales; Saccotheciaceae. The record is from RefSeq and is a predicted model, not a curated record. Bases 1 to 861 code for a protein of 286 amino acids. Gene Ontology annotation, molecular function: hydrolase activity, acting on carbon-nitrogen (but not peptide) bonds. The transcript has a single exon. Gene Ontology annotation, biological process: carbohydrate metabolic process.